AUGUACAAAGCAAAGCCUCCCUUUCCUCAGAGGUUGGCAAAGAAGAAUGAUGAUGCUAAGUGUCAGAAGUUCUAUGAUCAGUUGAAGCAGUUAACAGUGAAUUUUCCAUUCUUAGAUGUUGUCAAAGAGAUGCCCGGAUUUGCUAAGUUUGUGAAAGACCUGCUUACAAAGAAAAGGUCUGUUCAACAUGAGACAGUGAAUUUAACUCAUCGAGUGAGUUCAAUUAUUGCUUCCACCACAGUUCAGAAGAAGGGAGACCCAGGGGCGUUCACUAUUCCGUGCAAUAUUGGGCUUCAUGCAUUCGCCCGUGCUCUGUGUGAUAAUGGGGCGAGUAUUAACUUGAUGCCCCUUGCUAUUUUCAAACAAUCUGGAUUGGGGACUCCUAGACCGACUUCUAUGCGAUUACAGAUGGCAGACAGAUCUAUCAAGAAGCCAAUUGGAGUUAUAGAUGAUGUGUUGGUGCAAGUGGGUAAGUUCAUGUUGCCUGCUGAUUUCGUGAUUCUGGAUUGUGCGGUGGAUAGAGAUAUUCCCAUUAUCUUGGGAAGACCGUUCCUUGCUACGGGAAGAGCGCUUAUGGACUCUGAAAAGAAUGAAAUUAAGUUCGAGUGA
Molecule: messenger RNA, 609 nt
Organism: Lycium ferocissimum
Lineage: Eukaryota; Viridiplantae; Streptophyta; Magnoliopsida; Solanales; Solanaceae
Exons: 1
Coding region: 1-609 (202 amino acids)
Source: RefSeq, a predicted model, not a curated record